This is a messenger RNA of Zootermopsis nevadensis, 3268 nucleotides long. RefSeq names its product histone-lysine N-methyltransferase E(z) (gene E(z)). Lineage: Eukaryota; Metazoa; Arthropoda; Insecta; Blattodea; Termopsidae. Gene Ontology annotation, molecular function: histone H3K27 methyltransferase activity; protein binding; chromatin binding. Gene Ontology annotation, biological process: heterochromatin formation. Gene Ontology annotation, cellular component: ESC/E(Z) complex; nucleus. The record is from RefSeq and is a predicted model, not a curated record.
UGUGGAUAAGAAACUGGGCGUUAAUGGGACCCGCAUUUCUGUGUUUCAGAUGUUUAUUAUUAUCUUUGUUGUUUGCAGAUAUGUCAUGUAUUAGGUCGGUGGUUUUAUGGAAAGAAAGGAGUUGAUAAAGUAGUUAUUGAAGAUAGUCUUUAAUUUAUUGUCUGAUUCAGCUUGUAACAAUAAAGACUAUUUGGAAUAAGCUGUGGAAAUCGUGGCUUUCUCCCUUUUGCUGCACUGCUAUUAAUUAUCUUGCAAACUAAACAUAAUUAAACUUACUUGCGAUUCAUGAUGCUUGCAUAGUGUUCAAGAAUACUAGGUGCUGAGGUCUCUGUAUACUGCUCACGUACAUAAUAUAAGAUUGCCUCAGUGACAUACUCACUAUUCAUAAUGUCUAGCAAAGUGAAAGUCUCAGCAGAAUGGAAGAAGCGAGUUAAGUCCGAAUAUAUGAGGUUGCGUCAGGUGAAGCGCUACAAGCGUGCUGAUGAAGUAAAGGUUGCUUGGAAUAUGAACAGAAAGCAAAUGACAGACAUUCUCAUGGCAGAACAGAAGCGAUGGACAGAUGGGAAGGCAGUGUGGAUCUCGCUGCAGGAUACUCCGCUCCAUGCUGCUUGCAUGAAGAAGGCUGAAGUGGUGUGUUCUGAUGGGGAAGUGCAGAACAGUCCUGUCAAGAUUAUCAAUGCUGUCACGCCCAUCCCAACAAUGUAUACGUGGGCACCCAUUCAACAGAACUUUAUGGUUGAGGAUGAGACUGUACUACACAACAUUCCAUACAUGGGGGAUGAGAUCCUAGAUCAGGAUGGCACAUUUAUAGAAGAACUCAUAAAGAACUAUGAUGGCAAAGUGCACGGAGAUCGAGAAGCAGGAUUUAUCGAUGAUGCCAUUUUUGUUGAAUUAGUAAAUGCACUUCUGCAGUAUCAGAAUAAAGAUGAAGAAGCAAACCAGGAGAAGGGUGGAGAAAAGGAUGGUAAAGAAAAAGAGAAAUCUGUCUGUGGAAGUGUGACAUUGGGCAAUCGAGGAGGUGCAGGAGGGUCCAAGUCAGGGUCAUCAGUUGGGGCAGCUGGUGCAGCCAAACCAUUCCCUCACUCAGUGAUAUUCCAAGCCAUAUCAGCCAUGUUUCCUGACAAGGGACGCCCCGAGGAACUGCGUGAAAAAUACAUUGAACUGACAGAACGACUGGAUCCCAAUGCACUUCCACCUGAAUGCACACCCAACAUUGACGGUCCAACAGCAGAAUCAGUUCCACGUGAACAAACAAUGCAUUCCUUUCACACACUUUUUUGCCGGCGGUGCUUCAAGUAUGACUGUUUCCUUCAUCGUCUCCAGGUUUACCACCCAGGACCCAAUCUUCACAAGAGAAAGGGUCCUGAUUUGAAGCCGUUCUGUGACCCUUGUGGACCUGACUGCUAUAUGCACUUGGAAGGAAUGAAGGAGAAACUGGCAGCCAUUGCUGAGCGGACAAAGGAAGAAAGCGAUGCUAACAUAGAGUCACAGGGGUCAGGUGUGGGAGAGCAGCAGAAGUUAAUAAGUGGCUCGUCAGCACAGCAGCGACCUAGAAAGGUGCGCAAACAGGCGUCUGUCGACUCUGGAAAUGAAGCCAGCUCUGAAGACAGUAAUGACAGUAAUAAGUAUGACAAAGAGUUCAAGCGUAACCCCAGGAAGGACUGUGGCUCUGCUGUACUGAAAACAGGAGUGCAGGACGGUAGUGGGGGUCAGGAACUGAUGUCUACGACGACCUCGUUCUCUCUGCUGGGUACCAUGGGCGCUGAUGAUAAUUAUGAAUGGACUGGUGCUGACCAGUCACUGUUUCGAGCCCUGCACAAGGUUUUCCUCAGCAAUUACUGUGCUAUCUCUCAAAUAAUGCUCACCAAAACAUGUCAGCAGGUUUAUCAAUUUGCCCAGAAGGAAGCUGCUGAUAUUCCAACAGAAGAAUCAUUGAAAGACUUCACACCGCCCCGCAAGAAGAAGAAAAAGCAUCGUUUGUGGUCUAUGCACUGUCGUAAGAUUCAGCUCAAGAAGGACUCGAGUUCAAAUCAUGUAUACAACUUCACUCCCUGUGACCAUCCAAAUCAACCUUGUGACCAGAUGUUAUGCCCCUGCAUCGGUGCACAGAACUUCUGUGAAAAAUUCUGCCAGUGCAGCUCUGACUGUCAGAAUCGGUUUCCAGGAUGUCGGUGCAAGGCACAGUGCAACACAAAGCAGUGCCCCUGCUAUUUGGCUGUGCGGGAGUGCGACCCAGAUCUCUGCCAGACUUGUGGGGCGGAUCAGUUUGAUAUCACCAAGAUUUCCUGCAAGAAUGUCAGUGUGCAGCGUGGUUUACAUAAGCAUCUUUUGAUGGCACCAUCAGAUGUUGCCGGGUGGGGCAUAUUCCUGAAGGACAGUGCCCAAAAAAACGAAUUCAUAUCAGAAUAUUGCGGAGAGAUCAUUUCUCAGGAUGAGGCAGACCGAAGAGGAAAAGUAUAUGACAAAUACAUGUGCAGCUUUCUUUUCAACCUCAAUAAUGACUUUGUUGUGGAUGCUACUCGUAAGGGUAACAAGAUCAGGUUUGCUAACCAUUCUAUCAACCCGAAUUGUUAUGCCAAAGUGAUGAUGGUGAAUGGGGACCACCGUAUUGGUAUCUUUGCCAAGCGAGCAAUCCAGCCAGGGGAGGAACUGUUCUUUGACUACAGAUAUGGGCCAACAGAACAGCUUAAAUUUGUUGGUAUCGAACGUGAAAUGGAGUUUCUGUGAGUGAACUCAGAUCAUGACAAGAAGUAUUCACGUUGUAAAAGCACUAGGUAUGAGAUGGUCAUGGUGUAGCAUUUUAACCCCUUUCAUGUAUGUGUACUUUCUCUGCUGGUAUGCUCAGACAUGUACAUUUGUGUAGUCAGAGGAAAUCUGUAAUGUACUGAUGUCUUUGGUUGUUCUGUGAUUUGAAUUUUACUUGUUGGUAUUUGUGGGUAUAAAGUGAGUCAUCGAUACUUUCUGUAGUCAUUUUGGCUUGGCAGUAUCACAGGACUCUUACUACUGACCAAAGUUGGUUAAAUGCUUAUGAAUAUGGUAUACUGUGUCGAAGAAAAUUAUUUUAAUGAGUCGUGGGAUGUGUUCUAGGCCAAAUGUGAUUAUGAUUGUUGCAGUUGUAACACGUCUGACAGUCCUGAAUCCAUAGGAUCUACCAGAUGUCAAAUCAAAGGUUACAUUUGUAUUGUUUGUGUAAGUGUUGAAUAUUAAAUAAUCAUACAAUAUGACAUUUGAAGGGAUAAUGAAUAUAUAAUUAAUGUAUUAUCUUAAA